Messenger RNA from Panicum hallii, 1964 nucleotides. RefSeq names its product protochlorophyllide-dependent translocon component 52, chloroplastic-like. The record is from RefSeq and is a predicted model, not a curated record. Lineage: Eukaryota; Viridiplantae; Streptophyta; Magnoliopsida; Poales; Poaceae. The coding region runs from base 150 to 1739 and encodes 529 amino acids. Gene Ontology annotation, molecular function: chlorophyllide a oxygenase activity; 2 iron, 2 sulfur cluster binding. The transcript has 7 exons.
GGAGCUGCUGAUCGCCUGAUCCAACCGCCUCUGCCGGCCCACAGGAGCCGCGUGCCCACGACUCCCGCCACACCACAGCCACGAGUUCCCGGCUUCUCGCGAGGUCCGCCCCGGUUGUGGCCGCGCUGCCCGCCGCCCGCCGCCGCGCCAUGGACACCCUCUCCCUCCUCUCGGUCGCGCGCGUCUCACGCCUGUCGCUCCCCCUCGCCACGGCCGCCGCGCCACUGAGAUCCAGGAGUCUAAGCGGCGGCGCCCGGAUCGCGCAGUCGCGGCGCCGCCGCGCCGCCCGGCUGUCGGCGUCCACCGUGGCGGCCGAGACGCCGCGGACCGAGGACGCGCCGUCGCCGUCGCCGUCCGGGCAGGAGCUGUUCGACUGGCUGGACCAGUGGUACCCUUUCGCCCCCGUGUGCGACCUCGACCCCGGCGCGCCGCACGGCAAGACGGUGCUCGGGCUCAGCGUCGUCGCCUGGUACGACCGAGGCGCCGGCGAGUGGCGCGUGUUCGACGACGCCUGCCCGCACCGCCUCGCGCCGCUCUCCGAGGGCCGCAUCGACGACAAGGGCCGGCUCCAGUGCGUGUACCACGGCUGGUGCUUCGACGGCGCAGGCGCCUGCAAGUUCAUCCCCCAGGCCCCCGCCCUCGGCCCACCGGUGCACAAGAACAGCAAGGCCUGCGUGGCGUCGUACCCCUGCGUGGUGCAGAACAACAUCCUGUGGUUCUACCCGAGAGCCGAGCCGGAGCACAAGGACGUGCUGCAGAGGAAGCCGCCGCCGUUGAUUCCCGAGAUUGACGACCCGGGGUUCGUCACCGUCUAUGGCAUCAGGGAUCUUCCCUACGGGUAUGAUGUUUUGGUAGAGAACCUCUUCGACCCAGCUCAUGUACCAUAUGCGCACAAGGGGAUAAUGCGAGGAAUCCGCAAGAAGGAAGAUCCCGGAAGAGUUGACUACGACAAAGAGGGCGGCGGUCCGAUCAAGAUGAAGAUUGAGGCGGCAAACGUAGAAGGGUUUGUGUCACCGCAGGAGCGUGGCUACUUCCAGUUCAUCGCGCCAAGCACGCUCGUGGGUUCACCAUUUUCCCAAGAGUUCUUGGUGGCCGGUCGGGCCAAGGGAAAGAAGGCGCCUCGGAUCCUGCUGGUGUUCUUAUGCGUUCCGGUUGCUCCUGGUAGGAGCAGGGUGAUCUGGGCGUUCCCGAGAAACGUUGGGGUCUGGCUCCACAACAUCACACCACGGUGGCUGUACCAUGUAGGCCAGAAUCUUAUAUUGGAUUCAGACAUUUUCCUCCUCCACGUUGAGGAGCGCAAAUUUGCCGCAGUAGGCCUCGAUAAUUGGCAGAAAGCUUGCUAUGUGCCCACCUCGUCCGACAACAUGGUGAUCGCCUUCAGGAACUGGUUCAGAAAAUUCUGCAAGAAUCGGGUUGGAUGGGCAACCCCACAAGUCGAUCAGUUGCCACCAACCCCUACCAAGGAUCAGCUCAUGGAGAGAUACUGGUCACACGUGGCGCAGUGUACGAGCUGCAGCGCCGCGCUCAAGGCCAUGAAGGCACUCGAGGUUGCACUGCAGAUCGCGUCGGUCGCCGUUGUUGGAUUCCUUGCCGUCGCCAAGGGAACGCUGGUCACCUCGACUGUCCAGAGGGCUGUGGUCGUGUCCACGGCCGUGCUGUGCUUCGCCGUGUCCCGCUGGCUAGCCAACUUCAUCCAGAAGAACUUCUACUUCCAAGAUUACAUCCACGCUUACAAGUGAUGUGUUCAGGAAAACUUGCGGCUUUUGUUGCUAGGAGUUGUUGUUGAUAGUAAAUGCAAAUUAGAAAUGUGUAGGAAGCACAGCAAAUUAUUUGACACGGUAGCAACUGUAUAUAAUCAACGAGUUAUCUUCAGCGUUGGUUCAACGACAAAAACUACAAAUUAAAUAUGUUCUUGCAGUGGCCACUGCCGAUAGGAUAUGGCAUUCUGCUGCAGGAUAUGUAAA